UCCUCAGAUAAACGACGCUUAUUUGACACAGAGUCACUUAAUUGGACUCGCUUGGCCACGGCUGGAGGCGACAAAGUUAUCCGUCUCUGGCGUGUUGAUCUAGAGCCGGUCAGUGCUUGUUGUAAGGUGUCUCACAACUUGGAUGCUGCUAAACCAGCCCCCGUCAUCGGCCCUUCCAGUAAUGUGUCGGGCCCUCUCUUCGGUAACUGCGCUCCUUUCAUGGGGAUUUCCAGUGGUGUCAGUUUGAGCUCGUACUUAGCCGAUUCACAGCCACCUCCACCAGCCAAACGCCACUCUCUUCGAAGUGUGGAGUGCACAAGCGUCCCAAAGCCGACGGAAGGAGGACUUAUUUUCCUCACCUCUCUUCGUAGGCACGAGAAGCCGGUGAAUGUCGUACGUUGGUCACCUACAGGUUUGUGA
Protopolystoma xenopodis is the source of this 420-nucleotide messenger RNA. Lineage: Eukaryota; Metazoa; Platyhelminthes; Monogenea; Polystomatidea; Polystomatidae. The record is from the annotation of a GenBank genome assembly.